AUGAAAUCAUUCGCCCUGUUGGUUGCCAUUCUGGCCGUGGCCAGCGCCGAGUGGAUCGAGAUCGACUGGUCACAGGUGCGUCCGAUCGAGGACUUUGACCACUACUGGGCUCGGCUGCCGGCGGAGUUGCAGUUUCUGCGCAAGCUUCAACCGGAGCGGAGGAUCACCAACGGCCAGGAGGCUACGCCGGGUCAGUUCCCGUACCAGAUUGCGCUGUUGAGUACGUUCGGUGGUGGUACUGGACUUUGCGGCGGUUCGGUCCUGACCAACAACUUCAUCCUGACGGCGGCUCACUGUGUCCAGAAUGCCAUGGGUGGAACUGCGAUCAUGGGCGCCCACAACCGUAUUAACAACGAGGCAACUCAGCAGAGAAUCGCGUUCGGGGUUAAUGGAAUCAAUAUUCAUGCUGGAUACACCCCCACCAACAUCCGUAACGACAUUGCCACCGUGCGGUUGAACAGUCCCAUCACGUUCAACGAUCGUGUCCAGCCGGUGCGCAUUCCGGCUCACGGUGACAACCGUCAGUUCGCUGGUUUGACCGGAACCGUGUCUGGGUUUGGACGUACUUCGGACGCUAGCCAGGCCACUUCGGCCGUGGUGAUGUUCACCUCGAACCCGAUCAUGACCCAGGCCGACUGUUUGGCCAGUUGGGGCAACAACGCGAAUCUGAUCCAGGCGCAGAACAUCUGCAUGUCUGGGGCGGGAGGUCGUUCGGCUUGCAACGGAGAUUCGGGUGGUCCGUUGAGCGUUGCGGAGGGUGGAACUCUGCAGGUUGGAAUCGUUUCGUUUGGAUCGGCUGCCGGCUGCUCGAUCGGGAUGCCGUCGGUGUACGUGCGUGUGACGCACUUCCUGGAAUGGAUUCAGGCAAACUCCGAUCAUCAGCAUUAAGUGAAUGUAGAUUAAAUAUACGGUCAUUUUUUAAUUA
Molecule: messenger RNA, 925 nt
Organism: Culex pipiens pallens (northern house mosquito)
Lineage: Eukaryota; Metazoa; Arthropoda; Insecta; Diptera; Culicidae
Product: brachyurin-like
Exons: 1
Coding region: 1-888 (295 amino acids)
Biological process (GO): proteolysis
Molecular function (GO): serine-type endopeptidase activity
Source: RefSeq, a predicted model, not a curated record